Molecule: messenger RNA, 1483 nt
Organism: Cynocephalus volans (Philippine flying lemur)
Lineage: Eukaryota; Metazoa; Chordata; Mammalia; Dermoptera; Cynocephalidae
Gene: NUDT6
Product: nudix hydrolase 6
Exons: 6
Coding region: 1-1209 (402 amino acids)
Molecular function (GO): NADH pyrophosphatase activity; ADP-ribose diphosphatase activity; NAD binding
Source: RefSeq, a predicted model, not a curated record
AUGAGAGAUCAAACGGCAGGCAGCAUCGGCGAAACGACCGCAAAGCCGGCUCAACGUGCGCGUUCCUCUGAGAGAAAAACUUCCGGGGCAGAAGUCAGCGAGGCUCCGCCUCGCGCCGUAAUUCCCCGAGUGAAGUGCACUCUGCAGAAUAGUAACUCCAACUCAACUCUGAAAGUGGGUGGCAUUCUUCUAACAUUUACGGUAGAGAGCUCUCCUCAGGAACGCGGAGGAGGGGUGGCGUGGAGACCAAGCGUGCGGGACUGCUCCGAGAUGGUGCAGCUGCCGAGUGGAGGCUACUGGCGCGCGGUUCUGGCCCUGGCCCGCAGCCCCAGGCUUUCGUUGGGGUACCGCUGGACCUCGGGCGGCCGAGAUCGCGCGCGGGAUCCCUUCGCCAGAGCGGGCGAGCCGGACAGAUUCGGGGGCGUCUCGGUGCGCCUGUCGCGGCUCGGCGCGCUGGACUGCCUGGACGCCGCCGCCUUCCAGAGGGGCUUGCAGGCAGCAAUACAGCAAUGGAGAUCAGAAGGUAGGAUAGCUGUAUGGCUGCACAUUCCCAUCCUACAGAGCCGAUUUAUUGCCCCUGCUGCUUCUCUGGGCUUCAGCUUUCACCACGCAGAAUCGGAUUCAUCAACGCUGACUUUGUGGCUGGCAGAAGGGUCGAGCAGAUUACCAGGAUAUGCUACACAUCAAGUAGGAGUUGCAGGAGCUGUAUUUGAUGAAAGUACUAGAAAAAUAUUGGUUGUUCAAGAUCGAAAUAAAUUGAAAAAUAUGUGGAAGUUUCCAGGGGGCCUGUCAGAGCCCGGAGAAGAUAUCGGAGACACAGCAGUUCGAGAAGUUUUUGAAGAAACUGGUAUAAAAUCAGAAUUCAGGUCCCUCCUUAGUAUUCGGCAACAGCACACCAAUCCUGGGACUUUUGGAAAGUCAGAUAUGUAUAUCAUCUGCCGCUUAAAGCCAUAUUCAUUCACCAUAAAUCCUUGCCAGCAUGAAUGCUUAAGAUGUGAGUGGAUGGAUCUCAAUGACUUGGUUAAGACUGAAAAUACAACUACUAUAACCAGGAGAGUUGCUAGGCUGCUGCUAUAUGGAUACCGAGAAGGAUUUGACAAGAUUGAUCUGACCAUGGAAGAAUUUCCAGCAGUUUACACAGGACUGUUUUAUAAACUCUAUCACAAGGAACUGCCAGAGAUUUACAAAACUGUGACAGGAAUGGAUUAAAUUCACAUUUACAUGUUUAAGUAAAUUGUGCAUGUAGAUUAAUGUAUGCCAUCUUAUAGGAAGUAGUAAAUAUUUGGGAUUGAUUGAAUAUCUGACUAAUUUUCUAUGAAGAAAAUCUGUAAAUGUGCACAUUUUAAAAGCCUUUUUUUAAAUAAAGCAAAUGUAUGAAAAAGAUUGUUACACUAGGGAAGCUUCACUGAAUAAUAGUAGAUGCUAUAUAAAGGGGGGAAUCUAUAUAUUUUCCAAGAAUUUUUGUUGUUUUUCUUUACUGAGG